Molecule: messenger RNA, 1746 nt
Organism: Astrephomene gubernaculifera
Lineage: Eukaryota; Viridiplantae; Chlorophyta; Chlorophyceae; Chlamydomonadales; Astrephomenaceae
Source: the annotation of a GenBank genome assembly
GGGCGCUUUUUGGGUUGGAUAACGUCGUGCGUAGUACGGUGGUUAACGUGGCAAGAACCAAUGUAACCCUAUCACCGUCACCUUUACCGUAUGCGUCUGAAAAGUGAGACUGCUAUAGCAAUUCCUGAAGUAUUACAGUCUCACUGCUUUCGCUUCGUAAUCCUCUCGGCAUUUGCGACAAUGCCAUCCGCUAGCAGCAUGCGCCGCGCUGGAUCACUUCUAGCCAGGCUGGCGCUUCGGGAGGCCGAGCCGGUGGCGGCUUCUGGAGUGUCGUCGACUUUCGCGGGCGUCCGGGCGAUCGGCAAUGCCGCCGCGAGUGGUGGCAUUUCUUCUCUUGCCAAGCUGACAGCUCGGAAUGUCGUUACCCGUGGCUUGUCCAGCAGCAGCGCUUGCCGCUUGGACAGCGACGUGUACUCCAUGGACACCAUCAUGUAUCCAAUGCCACAGGUGCGCGUGGGCGCAACUGCUCCCGACUUCUCCGCUCCAGCUGUUGUGGACGGUGAGAUCUCCAAGAUCAGCCUGUCGGACUACAAGGGCAAGUACGUGUGCCUCUUCUUCUAUCCAAAGGACUUCACGUUUGUGUGCCCAACUGAGAUCAUCGCCUUCUCGGAUCGCGCCAAGGAGUUUGCGGAUCUCAACUGCCAACUGAUCGCCGCCUCAACCGACACCGAGGAGUGCCACCUGGCCUGGAUCCGCACGCCCCGAAACCGGGGAGGCCUGGGCUUCAUGCAGAUCCCCAUCCUGGCUGACACCACCAAGGAGAUCUCGGCGCGAUACGGUGUGCUUAUUGAGAAGCUGGGUAUCGCGCUGCGAGGCUUGUUCAUCAUCAAUCCCGAGGGGGUGGUGCAGCACAUCACGGUUAACGACCUACCCAUCGGCCGUUCCGUGGACGAGGCACUUCGCACGCUGCAAGCCAUCCAGUUCCACGCCAAGCAUGGGGAGGUGUGCCCCGCCAACUGGCACCCCGGCUCCAAGACCAUGGUGGCUGACAGCGAGAAGUCGCUCGAGUACUUCAAAGAGGUCAAGGAGGAUGAGUCGCCGUUCGGCAGCAAGCUCAAGGUGAUCGGCAGCAAGGCCGAGUACGACAACCUGGUGGCCGCGGGGGGCCCCCUGGUGGUGGACUUUUACGCACCCUGGUGCGGCAAGUGCCGGCAGAUCGGCCCCUUCCUGGACUCCCUAGUAGACAAGUACCCCGGCGUGACAUUCGCCAAGUUCGACACCACUGCCCCGGCGCUGGAGGCGCUGUCCGGGCAGCUGGGGGUGCAAGCGCUGCCCGCAUUCCGCUUCUUCAAGGGCGGCAAGGAGGCGCGCGAGGCCGUCACCGGAUACAAGAAGAAGCUGCUGGAGGAGGCGGUGGCUGAACUGCUGUAGGGGGGCGGCAGUGGGGGGGCUGUGGGGUAGAGGUGGAUGAAGUGGAGGAGGAGGAGGAGGAUGAAGGGUGACGGUUGCGGCGCUGUGAGGAGGGAAGAGGAGGAGCAGGAAGUGCGGUGGAACGUGUAGGGAGCGCGGAAGAGGAGGAGGAGCUUAACCCGGGUUUGUGUGUCAAGCCAAUUGUUGCCGGUUGUUGCCAUUAGUAAGUGGUUGGUAAGCGUAGCAGCUGCCGUUGACUGUUGGCCGUCGCGCGUUUGUCCAGGGGAGUGCUGGAACGAACGCUUGCGUGUACACAUGCGUGAAUCAGGCGCCCCAGCGCAGCGCCACUUUUGCCUGCCGCCUCUCCGCCUGCUGCGGGAAUAAUGUUGGCGGCAA